AGGCCACAUCCAAGAAAUUUUACAGUCAAUAAGACUAGUGGAGGUGGUGUUUACUCUAAACAGACCGAUGGUGGUGGUGUUGGGUUCCAUUCAUCAUCACUUGAUCUCUAAAUCCGCAAUAAUAAUCUCAGCAAACAUUUCUUCCUCUUCUUCUGUGAACAAGUCACAGAGAUUGUUCCUCACAAGGCGGAAUUCUUCAAUAUUAGCUACUUCCUCAAUUUUAUCUUCUUUUCUACAUUUGGCGUCUUUUCAGUUGGAAAAUGCUCGAGUAGAAGAAGAAGCACCUCAGCGCCAAGAAGAACGGGCCGUUCAGGUAUUCGAAGAGGCUUCUCCUUCGGUGGUUUUUAUUAAGGACCUUGAAUUAGCUAAGACCUCGUCAGGCAGAAGCACAAAUACUGAAGAAGUUCUUACGAAAGAAGAAGAUGAAACUGCGAAAGUCGAAGGGACUGGUUCUGGUUUCAUAUGGGAUAAAAGUGGACACAUAGUGACCAAUUAUCAUGUCAUAGCUAAGUUGGCAACUGAUACGACUGGACUUCAGCAUUGCAAGGUAUUUCUUGAAGAUGCACACGGGGAAAAGUUCUCCAAGGAAGGCAAACUUGUUGGUUUUGAUCCCACGUAUGCUUUGGCGGUUUUAAAUAUCGAUGGGUCCGAAAAGGCGGGAAUACUUAUUAAUGUAAUAAAAAUUAGUUUUAAAGUAAGACCAACCACUGGGUUAGCCUUCAUGCAAAAAAAGAUUUAUUUUGAACGAGAACCCUACACAACGAAGUAUAUCACAACGGGAAAGUAA
Messenger RNA from Papaver somniferum (opium poppy), 787 nucleotides. Its product is annotated as protease Do-like 5, chloroplastic. The record is from RefSeq and is a predicted model, not a curated record. Lineage: Eukaryota; Viridiplantae; Streptophyta; Magnoliopsida; Ranunculales; Papaveraceae. Bases 68 to 787 code for a protein of 239 amino acids. The transcript has a single exon.